AUGGCUCGUUUAUCAAACUUAUUAUUGGUUGUGUUGGCUGCUGCAACGAUCUUUUGUGUUUCAGCAGAUGUUUUAUCAUAUACUGCUACUUUUGUUCAAUGUGUUUCGAAUGCAAGUUGUCCUCAAGGAAAUCCAGGACGCUUCAAUCGUACUUUCGCUUUGAAUGAUAUCGUUAGCCCAAACUUAUAUUUAAUGGUUGGUGAUCAAUUAGAAUUUAAAUUAGCCGUAAAUGUUUCGAUUCAUCCGUUAACAAUCUGCCAAAACAGUCCAUUACCCAAAUUCUGUCAAGGAUCCAAUGGUACUGAUGUACUCAAUGUUCCAAUUACUGUAGCAGGUCAAACUACUUCUACUACUUUCACUACUGCUGGUACUUAUUAUUAUGGAUGUAAUUACCAUCCUGGCAUGGGUGCUACGAUCACAGUAUUCCCAAAUAGUGUUGACAGUUCCUCAAGCAACCGUCAUUCAAAGCGAGCAGUAGCUGCACGUUUUGGUGCUAGACAUCAAUAA
This is a messenger RNA of Adineta steineri, 507 nucleotides long. NCBI's taxonomy places the organism in Eukaryota, Metazoa, Rotifera, Eurotatoria, Adinetida, Adinetidae. The record is from the annotation of a GenBank genome assembly.